Molecule: messenger RNA, 664 nt
Organism: Papilio polytes (common Mormon)
Lineage: Eukaryota; Metazoa; Arthropoda; Insecta; Lepidoptera; Papilionidae
Product: cytochrome P450 6B2-like
Exons: 2
Molecular function (GO): oxidoreductase activity, acting on paired donors, with incorporation or reduction of molecular oxygen; iron ion binding; heme binding
Source: RefSeq, a predicted model, not a curated record
UAAUGCAAAAAUACAUAUAUACAGAUUCAGUGAACGACACAAGUUCGUAAGUUCGUAAAUUGAAAUUAUUGUGAUAAAUUCAAAAAUGUUUUAUUUUUUAAUAUUGUGUGCAAGCGUAAUUGCUUCUUUGUAUUACUAUUUUACUAGAACGUUUAUUUACUGGAAGGAAAGAAAUAUUCCUGGACCUAAACCGCUACCGUUCUUCGGCAACAUAAAAGAUUCCGCUCUGAGAAGUAAGCAUUUAACCUCAGUUCUUCAAGACAUUUACAAUGCUUAUCCCAACGAGAAAGCGGUCGGUGUUUUCAGAAUGACAACACCAUGUCUUCUUCUGCGGGAUUUGGAUUUAAUCAAGCAAAUUAUGAUUAAAGACUUCGAUCAAUUCGUCGACAGAGGGCUCUCAUUUACGGCCGGUCUCAAUAACGCAUCCUGGAUCGGGAGAUCGCUUCAAUCGAGAAAUAAAACGACCUGCUGGUUGAUCACUAACCGGUGUCUCAAUAACACCGGAUAUUGCAUAUUGAGACCGGCCGUUAGUAAAGAAGGACUGGGAUUUAACCUGUUCCAUGCCGAUACCGAUACAUGGAAAGUUCUGAGGAAUCGUUUUACUCCACUUUUCACUUCUGGAAAACUUAAGAACAUGUUUUAUCUUAUGACAGAACAAGGUGAC